AUGCCUCAUAUUGUUGAUCAGAAAUCUGCCGAGGCAGGCCCACUUACCCCAAGGAAGCUUGUUCUCUGUUUCGAUGGCACUGGCAACGUGUUCAACGGCAAUACUUCAGACACUAACAUCGUUAAAUUGUACGACAAGUUUGACAGGAAAGAACCUACACAGUACCACUACUAUCAAAGCCCUAUUAAUAGGGGCUUUUUUGGCAACAUCAAGUCAAACAUCUCCAAGUCGAUAGACAGUGGCUUUGCUACGACCUUCGAUGCCCAUGUAAUUGCGGGCUACCGCUUUGUUAUGCGCUACUACCGGGAAGGGGACAAGAUCUAUAUUUUCGGCUUCUCCAGAGGCGCCUUUACCGCUCGCUUUCUUGCACGCAUGAUAUACAGAGUUGGCCUACUCUCGGAGGGCAAUGAGGAGAUGAUCCCUUUUGCUUACGAUUUGUACCAUCAGUAUGUGAAGGGAAAGAUCAAUGCACCCGAGCACGAGGGAAAAGACUCUCCACCCACUACAGGCACCGAGACCGAUCCCCUCCUUCACCACGACGCGUGCGCGGCCGAAUGCUCGGAACCCGAUCAGCAACAGAUCAACAAGAACAAGCUCAAUGCCUUUAAGACAACCUUCUGCCGUUCAGAGGGCGACGGUGACCAGGGCAUCAAGGUACACUUUCUGGGCAUGUUUGACUGCGUGAGCAGCGUCUCAGUCCUUGACAGUCCCUUUGGCGUAACACCAAAACCUGUCUCCAUUCUCGGUACCGCCCAUCACGUUCGCCAUGCUGUCGCCGUUGACGAGCGUCGUGUCAAGUUCAAAGCGGCUCUGCUCCACCAAGACAACAACCACCCUCUUAAGAAAGAAGAAGACAUUAAGGAAGUCUGGUUCCCUGGCAACCACGGCGACGUUGGUGGAGGAUGGCCAGCUCCGCCAGCUCUGACAGCCCCCAUGGCCAAGCACGAGAGAAGCUGGUGGCGCAGAAUUUUCACAAGCUCAAAGGAAGAAGAAGCCUCAAACUCAGGCACAGACCCUUAUCAGAUGAGCGAUGUGCCUCUUGCUUGGAUGAUCCGUGAACUGGAGCUGAUAGGCGAGAAGGACCCGGCGUCGGCGCUCAAAUGGAAUACAAGGAAGGAUGGGUUCAAAAGGCACUUCUUCAUGAAGCGCGACCAAGCUUACAAUAGCCCAAGCCAUGACACCCUCAAGAUCUCAGGUGGCUCCUCGCUCUUCAAAGUUAUGUUGUGGAAUUUCAUGGAAUGGCUACCGAUCCGACGCUGGGAAUUGCUCAAAAAGAGGGGUGGCCCAGGGUACGAGUGGGCAUACAUCACAUGGCCGUUCAACCGGGGAGCGUCACGUGAUAUCCCUGAAGGAGCACUUCUACAUGACUCUCUCCUGAAGAGAUUGACGGGCAUGAAGUAUCCAGACUAUUGCCCGUCUAACAAUCGAGGCGAUGGUUCGGCUGCUUGUUUGGUGCCGGACAAGUUUUCUCUCGAGCAGGAAGACGAGGGAACGGACAAAUCAGCUGCUGGCGUUGAUGAACCUCGGGGCAUUCACAACAUCUACACGCUCGAAGGCGAGGGGUCGCGUCGUGGGGAAGAUCGCGGGGGUAUGCGGAAGAGAGUGUUUUAG
Alternaria arbusti is the source of this 1611-nucleotide messenger RNA. RefSeq lists its product as uncharacterized. The transcript has 3 exons. The record is from RefSeq and is a predicted model, not a curated record. NCBI's taxonomy places the organism in Eukaryota, Fungi, Ascomycota, Dothideomycetes, Pleosporales, Pleosporaceae. Bases 1 to 1611 code for a protein of 536 amino acids.